UGAAGGAAACAAUCAGUCUGAUGUCAUGAACAGCAACAAAGCCACCUUCACUGGCCCGCUAGAAGGAAACAGUCGUCAGUCUGAUGUUAUGAACAUCUAUCAAGCUGGCUCAGCGUAUCGACAGACGGGAAAGCUUAAAUGUCACACCGGUGUAAAUCAGGGAAUGGCAGUAGUACUGCCUGACGAAGCAGAAGUAUCAGGUAUCAGGCAGGUGAAUCAACAGAUACAGGCACAUUCACACGCAGAAUAUAAUAAAACAACAAUGAUUGGAACCCACAAUACCAUCAUAUAUAGGGAAAAUGAAGAAGUUCGAGAUGUAAUUUCAGAAUCAGAUGAUCGCAGGACUUAUGAACAUCGAGAACAGACUGAUACUCUCAAAAAGGCUAUAGACAAAAAGGGAUCAGAAACACAGGAAAUUGUCCAUUCCUCAGGUCAAGAGUGCGUUUCACAGGUACAGGAAUCAAUGUCAGUAGGUGAAAACAAAUCAGAUUUGAAUGCAGCCCAAAUAAAACAACAAACUGUGGUAUUACAUCAGAUAUCGGACGAAAACACUGAACAUUGUGUCAAAAUGGCUAUGAAAGAAGUCGUAGACACUCAUCGCCAAGAGACUACUGCCGCUACGACACAGUUAAAAACAGACGUCAAAGGUACAGAACAGACAAUCAUUAAUACUUUGAACAAGGUGAUGCUAAUACUUGACAAACAGUCACUGACAAUCGGUAAACUAUCACAGCAACUUGACGAACAGUCACGGACGUCAGCUGUACAGACGAUAAAAAUCGGUGAACUGUCACACAAAGUUGAUGACCAGACACAGAAACUUGACAAACAGUCACGGACGUUAGCUGAACAGUCGAUGAAAAUCGGUGAACUGUCACACAAAGUUGAUGACCAGACACAGAAACUUGACAAACAGUCACGGACGUUAGCUGAACAGUCGAUGAAAAUCGGUGAACUGUCACACAAAGUUGAUGACCAGACACAGAAACUUGACAAACAGUCACGGACGUUAGCUGAACAGUCGAUGAAAAUCGGUGAACUGUCACACAAAGUUGAUGACCAGACACAGAAACUUGACAAACAGUCACGGACGUUAGCUGAACAGUCGAUGAAAAUCGGUGAACUGUCACACAAAGUUGAUGACCAGACACAGAAACUUGACAAACAGUCACGGACGUUAGCUGAACAGUCGAUGAAAAUCGGUGAACUGUCACACAAAGUUGAUGACCAGACACAGAAACUUGACAAACAGUCACGGACGUUAGCUGAACAGUCGAUGAAAAUCGGUGAACUGUCACACAAAGUUGAUAACCAGACACAGAAAUUUGACAAACAGUCACGGACGUUAGCUGAACAGUCGAUAAAAAUCGGUGAACUAUCACAGAAAGUUGUUAAACAGUCAUUGACAAUAAACAAACAGUUGAAGAAACUUGAUAAACAGUCAGAGACGUUAGGUAAACAGUCAAUGAAAAUAGACAAAUUGUCACAGAAUGCUGAAGAGCAAUCCAAUACAAUUUCGGAACUAUCACAGGAAGUUGAAUCAGCCUCACUUGGAAAUAAAAAAUUGCGAAAGGCAGUUUAUACUAGUCGGCGUUAUUCUAAGAAUUGGAAACAAGAAAUCAUGGAAUGUUUAUAUGCAAAUAACCAAGCAAGAAAUGAUGACAUAGAAAACAAUUUGCCCGUUAUGCAAUAUGAUAGAAGACGAAGAAGAGACAACUGGCGUUAGAUAGCACAUAUAUUUAUGUGACUUAUAUUUUUUCACUAUUGCAGUGAUAAUAUUCUUUUCGUAUAUGUAUUAGCUUAUACAUGAACCAUACAUGGUGUAUUUUAAGGGUUUUGUCAUCUUGAAAGAAUUAUUUGAAUUCGCAAUUUUUUACAGCAAAUAAAUUGUCCCUGCAUUAAGCGACGGGUAGAUAGAUAUGUGUUAUUUGUCUGCGGUACUCGGUCAUGUCUUAUCGAUCGCAAUUAUUCCACAUUGAUGUCAUUAUCAGUCAAACAUUUCUUUCUUUUGCAUUGUUUGCCAAAUGUGAGUACUUCAUAGUCACGCUUGGUAUAGGGUCGUCAUGCGCUAUAGAAACGUUUCAUUGGGCAACUGUUAACUUUGUACAUGCUUUUUGUAUCAAAACUGUAAAUAAAUAUA
Mizuhopecten yessoensis (Yesso scallop) is the source of this 2140-nucleotide messenger RNA. RefSeq names its product golgin subfamily A member 6C-like. Lineage: Eukaryota; Metazoa; Mollusca; Bivalvia; Pectinida; Pectinidae. The record is from RefSeq and is a predicted model, not a curated record. The transcript is spliced from 3 exons. The coding region runs from base 26 to 1726 and encodes 566 amino acids.